UUUCUCCUUUCGACUGUCAAUUGAAUGUCUAUAUUGGACGACGUGGACUACAACUUGGAUUGACACAAGAAUAUACUGAGUUUUUCCCGAACUAAAUAAUGGUUUGCUGUUACUCUUGAACAAACUCUAACAAAAUAGUUUCUAAUUUAGGAAUGCCAUGCUCCUUUUCAACUACUAGUAACAUGCUAGCCAAGUUACUUCGUGAAUUAGCUGUUGUUAGAAACUAGUAGUUAGCAAGUCAGCCAACACGUUAUGAUUUGGGAAGACUAGCUAGCAAAACGUAGCUAACGUUUGCUAGCUAACGAGUUAGUUUAGAGGACAGCCCAAGCUAGUUGCUCACCCUAAAAAAACGUUUUUAGUUGGUAAAUAUUUUUUUUUUUUCGCUUGACACCAAGCAACUUGUUGGUGGUGGCUAACUAGUUAGCGCGUGGGUUUUAUAAAGCAGUUUUACAGCCUCUUAUGCUAGCUAGUUGACCUAGCCAACUAGCUAACGUUAAAGACAUGGGAUUACACCCGUUGGAGUUUAGCGAAUGCUACCUGGACAGUCCCGUUUUCAGGGAGAAAAUAAAGGCACACGAGGCAGAGUUGGACAAAACCAACAGAUUUAUCAAAGAACUCUACAAGGAUGGAAAGAAUCUCAUCAAUGCCACAAAACAGCUUGCGUUGGCCCAGCGCAAGUUUGCCCAGUCCCUGGGAGAAUUCCAGUUUGAGUACAUCGGCGACGCGAAGACCGACGAUGAGAGGUGUAUUGAUGAAUCCUUGCAGGAGUUCUCCAACUUCCUUAAGAACCUGGAAGACCAAAGAGAGCUGAUGAUGAGGAAUAUUACAGAAACGCUAAUGAAACCGCUGGAGAAGUUCAGAAAAGAGCAACUGGGCUCAGCCAAGGCGGAAAGGAAGAAGUAUGAGAAGGAAACUGAGAAGUACUACAGCUCCUUGGAAAAGCUUUUGAACAUGUCAGCAAAGAAGAAGGAACCGCAGCUACAGGAGGCGGACAGCCAGGUGGAGACCAUUAGACAGCACUUCCAGGAGGAGUCUCUGGACUACGUGUGCAAACUGCAGGAGAUCCAGGAGAGGAAGAAGUUUGACUGUGUGGAGCCAAUGCUGGCGUUCUUUCAGACAGUGUUCACCUUCUACCACCAGGGAUUUGAGCUGGCCAAUGACUUUAACCACUACAAGAAAGCCUUACAGAUCAAUAUACAAAAUACACGGAGUCGGUUUGAGGGCACGCGGGUGGAGGUGUUUGAGCUGAUGAAGAGGAUAAGGGAGGUUCCCCAGGAGUACAGACAGACCAGCCCCAUCAGCAGCGAAGGGUACCUCUACGUCCAGGAGAAACGGCCCCCUCCUUUUGGUUCCAGUUGGGUGAAGCGUUACUGCACGUUUGUGAAGGAACAGAAAAUCCUACACAUGGUCACCUUUGACCACAGGUCAGGAGGAAAGAUGGGCGAGACUGAGUCGGUCACCCUUAAGUCUUGUGUCCGCAAAACCACAGACAUGCUGGACAGGCGGUUCUGUCUCGAUAUAGAAAUCACAGACCGACCGGGAACGGUCCUCACGGUCCAGUCGCUGUCGGAAGAUGACCACAAGUUCUGGAUUCACGCCAUGGGUGGGAAAGAACCAGCUGGGCAGUACUUGGGUAAAACCUAUUCAAAAGAACGUGGAAUCGAUGCACAGCUAGAUGACGUAGGAUUGUCAUUUGUGAAGAAUGCCAUCAACGCCAUUGAGACGAGAGGUAUCAAUGACCAGGGCCUGUACAGAGUGGUAGGGGUCAGCUCCAAAGUCCAGAAGCUCCUUAGCCUAAUGAUCGAUGAGAAGAGUAACGAUGUGGAUCUGUCGACGUGUGAGGACUGGGAUGUGAAAACAAUCACCAGCACGCUAAAGCUGUAUUUGAGGAGUCUUCCUGAGCCACUGAUGACCUAUGGACUCUACAAAGACUUUAUCGCCCCUGCAAAGGGUGGUAGUCCAGAGUCUCGUAGCCAAGCCAUCCACUGCCUGGUCCACAAGCUGCCUGAGAAGAACCGUCUGGUCCUGGGGCUACUGAUGAAACACCUGGCUACUGUGGCGGCCCACAGUAAGUUGAACCUGAUGACGGUGGCCAACCUGGGUGUGGUGUUUGGUCCCACCCUGAUGAGGCCCCAGGAGGAUACUGUGGCUGCCAUCAUGGACCUCAAGUUCCAGAACAUUGUGGUGGAGAUCCUCAUCGAGCAACACAAGAAGAUCUUUGGAGAUGUCCCAGGCGCGUCUUCCCCAGGGUUCUCCGCCCCCACCAGGCAGUCCAAGAAACUGUUGUCGGUUCGACAGAACCGACCCCUUGCGGUCUAUAACCCAAAGACCGUGGACCUGCAGACAGUGUUACCGACGUCACCUGAUGUCUGUUCCAACUCGGAUGAGGCGUCGCUCGGCAGCAACGAGUCGGUGUCGUCCCAGUCGACUGCCUCGGGGACGCCUCCGGAGAAGGCCAACCAUGCUCCCCUUCUCGCCAGCCUCAGCACAGACAGCCCAGGGGCCUGCAUUGAUGUAGCAGCCUCGUGGCUCAACUCUGGAGCCCUGACCAAAGCCAGUUCUGAUGGGGACAAGACAGUGGAUGGUGUCACCGGUGGCGGCGGCAAGAGAGCCAUGGCGGUGUACCCGUGCGAGGCCGAGCACGAAUCUGAGUUAUCCUUCCAGGUCGGAGCAAUAUUCAGCGCCGUGGCACCUUCCAGGGAACCUGGCUGGCUGGAAGGAGAGCUGGAGGGGAAGAAAGGCCUCAUCCCUGAAAACUAUGUGGAGAUGCUGUAGUCCAGAACCUUAGCCUGUAUACUCUGUGGAAGACUAGCCUUGUCCCAGAGCUGUUUGUGCUGUAUACCUUUAUAUGGUCAUAGUCAUUACCAAACUGUGGAAGUUUGCUAUACAGCAAAACAUUGUUGGGAAGACCGCACCAACAGAUCUUGGAUCAGGCUAGUGGAAGAGGGGUCUUGUCAUCCCUGACAAUCUACGUCUAGAUGCUGUAUGCCAAACCCAAGGGUCGCCUGGCCUGCUACCAUCUAUGGCUGUAUCUCGCCCAACUGUCACCUUAUACAUGGUAUCCAUGAAGUCGAUGAUAACACACUCCCAUUCUCAAAUUCAUACUUUUUCUUAUGCCUUCAACUCUCACGUUCCCUGCCCGGCGACUACUAUGCCUUCAACUCUCACGUUCCCUGCCCGGCGACUACUAUGCCUUCAACUCUCACGUUCCCUGCCCGGCGACUACUAUGCCUUCAACUCUCACGCUCCCUGCCCGGCGACUACUAUGCCUUCAACUCUCACGCUCCCUGCCUGGCGACUACUAUGUGUUCAUCAACACGUUCAUUAACUUUAAUGCAGAAUAAUAAUAAAUAUCCCCCAGCAAUGAUGUACAAUCCAUUAUCUUGGAUAUAGGAAAGAAAGUAACAUUUGAAGGUGCCUUACAACACCAAGACAGUUGACAUGUAUUUACUGAACGGGUAUGUUUGGAAAAUGCUAAAGAGUUGUGUUCCGUGAAGAAUGUCUGAAAUACUCUUCAAGAGGUGCUUUGGUAUAUUGUGAUUUAUUUAAUUGGCACAUUGAUUGAAUUUUUUUCUUUUUACCACAAUAUUAGCUCUUUUUUUUCUCCAUUGUUUUUUUCAAAGUAUGGUAUCCACCGUUGUGACUGAUUGUACACUGACAUGACAUAGAGGCAGUCAUAUUGGAAUGGUUCUCCUUCAAUCAAACCAUAUAAAUAUAAUUACUAGAACGGUUAUUGUAUUUCUAUGGUUCAGACACUCUUCCUCUGCAUACUUGUUGACCUAGCCAUUCAAAGAUGUCUGAGCUUAGACUAGUUAUCGUGUCGUUUCCACUUCAAAAAGCACAAGGAGGAUUUUGACACCCACCAUCUCAGAUUGUGCUGAAAUCGUUUCUGUAGUUACAGAUAAGAUUAUCAUUCCUGAAACAUAAUUUGAUCUCUAAGAAUUUAAGCUAAUUGAUUGCGCCCAUAUUGGCUAUUUAAAAUAAUAGGAUUGAAAUAAUCUUCAAUAAAUAUAGUAACAUUUGACCAUAAUUCUUCCUACCAAUGAGUAAUACAUGAGGAAUCCAAUAGCCACCCAUACCCCUCACACUCAUCCACAAUUGCACCCCACAACCAGUAUACAGUAUCAGUUCUCUGUCUAGAAAGUAGUAUGGAGCUGCGGCUUGGAGUGUUGCUUCUUCAUCCUAUAAUUUAUUUCCUGUGAAUCUGGUGGGGGGGGGGUUCCCCCUGUUCAGAGAAAUUAGCCAUUUGGAAGUCGCUGGCAUUACCAUAAAUUAGUGAGUACCAGGUUUUUCCUACUAUAUGCCGCUGUUCCUGCUACUGCCACACCCUUUUAUCCAUGUUGCUGGUCUCUUGUGUUUAUUACAUGGGUCACACCUUUUGUGACCCUUGUACCAAACAUGGGUCACAAAAUUGCCAUGCUUUGCAACUUUGGGUAGAAAAACCAAUAGCUUUUGCUCAUGAUGAAACUAAAUUGUGGCCAUCCUCAUAAUUCAAGCCAGUCCUCCAUGAAAGCAAUUCAGGUUGUCCUUCUCUUCGGCAUAAUCUGUGUCCAGGAAACAGCCCCUCUGUGUGGUUGUUCCCUUUAAAAAAAGGGCUGGAUUAGUUUGACCAUUCCUGGUGAAUAAACAAACCAUUAGGCUACAGCAGUUCCAAACACACACUGUAUAGUAUUUUGCAAUGGUGUUGGGUUUAAUGUUACAAGUUGCUAAUCACACAACAUAUAUAUUCAAAUAAUUUAUAUUUAAAAAACGUACAACUGCCAUGCAAUAGUUUAUGAUUUUAUUAUUUUGUUAGGGUUUUUGUCACAUUUUAGUCACUAGCCCAUUUCUUCAGAGUUUUGGGCUUGUAGGAAAAGUUAUGAGAAUUGCACCAUAGGUGUUGCCCACUCAGCUGCCAUUUGUUGGGUUGAAUCAUUAGGCUGCUAAGACAAAGACUAACUGAAUUGAUUUCAUGGAUGACUGUCUUGACUUGUGAGGAUGACCACACAAUGUAGCAAAAGCUAUUGGUUUUCUACCCAAAGUUGCAAAGAAAAUGUUGUAAUCCGUUUAAUAAACACGAGACCAGCAACAUUUACGGAGGGGUGUGUCAGUAGGAACAGCAACAUCAAGUUGACAACCUGGUACUUUCAGACUAAUAUUUGGUAAAUAAUGCAAGUGAUUUCAAAUGACAAAUUUCUCUGAACGGGGGGGGGGGGGGGUGAAACACCUGAUUCAGAGGGAAUACAUUACAAGCCGCAGCUCCAUACUACUUGUUAGUCACAACUGAUGCUGUAUACUGACCAUUGGUGUGGGGGUCCUUGGGUGGCGUUUGAUAGGAAAACCUUUGGUCCAAGUAAGAUGUUGGGUACUAUAUUUAUUGAAUAUUAUGUGAAUCCUGUAAAUUACAAGGGCCAAUUUGGGUGCAAUCAAUUAGCUUCAUUUCUCAAAUAAAAUGUCAAGAAAAUGAUGGCGCAGGAAUGGAAAUCUUAUGUUUCAAAAUACAGGUGGCUUGCUGAAAUGACAUGGAAUGAGUAGCUAAAGUUCUAAUCAAUUCUUUAGGUGUGACCAUGUUCAUCGCAGUUAUGUGUGGGAAUGUGCAAAACAGUGGGGUUUUAUUGAAAACCGGUUUUAUAGAUUUACGAAAAUUAGAUGACGUUCACAUCUCAUUUUUAUCAUUCUGUACCAAAUUGACAAAAUAUUUUAUUACCACGACCACAAAUGCAGUAUUUUCCAAAUCGUAUUGUCUAUGGCUGUGUAUAUAGUUAUUUUAAAAGGCCACACAAAAUGCCAAGUAUAUUCUAUUCUAAAGCCCUUUUUUUAAGUGGUCAACUGUAUUAAAGUUUAGUGGUUUCAUUUGGAGUGGUUUUUACAAUUGUAAGUGUACUAAACACAUCACAAUACUUUUAUUCUAUUGCCGUUCAAAAAAGCCGGUUUCAUUUUUCUAAGAGCUUUUGUUCUCAUUUUGCAUUGCAGUAAUUUAAGACUGAUUCAUGACAUGUCUAAAGGUCUUGGCAUCCAUUUCAAUUUUGUAACAUUGGAUGUCCUCUUGAUCAAUGUUAAAUAAAUAAAGACAUUUUUAUUCUUUA
Oncorhynchus kisutch (coho salmon) is the source of this 6065-nucleotide messenger RNA. Its product is annotated as rho GTPase-activating protein 10-like. Gene Ontology annotation, molecular function: GTPase activator activity; protein binding. Bases 502 to 2775 code for a protein of 757 amino acids. The record is from RefSeq and is a predicted model, not a curated record. Lineage: Eukaryota; Metazoa; Chordata; Actinopteri; Salmoniformes; Salmonidae. Gene Ontology annotation, biological process: signal transduction. The transcript has 23 exons. Gene Ontology annotation, cellular component: cytoplasm.